Messenger RNA from Penaeus indicus, 1210 nucleotides. RefSeq names its product U6 snRNA-associated Sm-like protein LSm3 (gene LSm3). Gene Ontology annotation, molecular function: RNA binding; protein heterodimerization activity. The record is from RefSeq and is a predicted model, not a curated record. Lineage: Eukaryota; Metazoa; Arthropoda; Malacostraca; Decapoda; Penaeidae. Gene Ontology annotation, biological process: chromatin remodeling; mRNA splicing, via spliceosome; DNA-templated DNA replication. Bases 125 to 535 code for a protein of 136 amino acids. Gene Ontology annotation, cellular component: nucleus; catalytic step 2 spliceosome; U4/U6 x U5 tri-snRNP complex. The transcript is spliced from 2 exons.
CGCGAACAACAACACCAGCGAGGGAGACGCGCCGGGAACUCGACUCGUUUUCGAAAUAUAAAUCCUCUUUUUUUGGCCUAUUUUGGAGGUUCUUCUCGUCCCUGAGGCAAAGUCGGAAGCAGAAAUGGCAUCUUCCCCAUCCAAGGUUCCUGUAAAAUCUCCGUCCCUAAAGUCCUCCGGAGGCUCCACACCCACGGGGAUGCGCGGCCGCCCGAGCCUCAACCCCACAGACCUCACCCUCCCCACUCAGCGCGUCAAGAUGAUCAUGAAGAGCUGUCCUGACGUGGAGACGGUCUCGCAGGACACUCUCCACCUGAUUACACGGGCCACAGAGCUCUUCAUCGAGUUCCUGGCCGUCGAGUCGUACAAGUUCGCUGAGGACAAGGACCGGAUGGACUAUGAGGCCCUGUCUUCGCUAGUGCACACGACCGAGCACCUUGAGUUCCUCAGGGAAGCAAUUCCGAAGAAAGUCACGUGGGCCGAGGCACAGAAACUGAUCGAGGAAAAUAGUAACAAGUUUGAAGGGUUCUUCUAGCGCGGAGAUGCGAAAUUGUGAAUGGACGUAGCCUCUUAAAGGAAUGUGUAUAUGAAAGAGCAACUUGAGAGCUGUGAGUGACAAGGUUGAAUGGUUGGCUUCGUCUGGACAAGAUGAUGAUGUACCUUAAUUGUGGUCCAAGAUUACUGAGGGAUCAUUUAUAGAGAUUUUCAUAGUGGGGAUUUAUCACUUUUAAUUGUAAUUUCAGUGUUGUGUAGAAAAUGGAGACUACAAGAUAUACUAUUUUUUACUUUAUGUUUAGUCAGUUUUUUUUGUACUUUGAUAACUAGAUGUUCCUGAAUUCUUAUGAGGAAUAAAUAUUAUAGUUACCUCUAUAUGAAGUUAUAUGUUCUGUACACAAAUUCUGUGAAUUUGCACUGAGUGUAGAUGUCGUGGCACAUUUAUAGCAGCAGUCACAUAUAUCUUCAAUCAGGACUCUUUUUAGGGAAAAUUUUAUUGUUCUAUUUGAAAUGAAAGUUGUACUUAUUUCCCUUCAAUAUUUCUUGAAUUAUUGACGUGUAAUGUGAGAUAUUUUAAUGCCAUUUCUCACUUCUCAUUUGGUAUUGUAUGGGUGUAUGAAGCAGAGAAAUCUCAGGUACAGAGAUCAAUGAAUGAAGCUUUACUCUUGUAAUCUUUUAUACCAUUUUUUGAAAUAAAUGAUAGUGAUGAUUUAUA